This is a messenger RNA of Suillus bovinus, 1041 nucleotides long. RefSeq lists its product as uncharacterized. The record is from RefSeq and is a predicted model, not a curated record. Bases 1 to 1041 code for a protein of 346 amino acids. The transcript is spliced from 5 exons. Lineage: Eukaryota; Fungi; Basidiomycota; Agaricomycetes; Boletales; Suillaceae.
AUGGUAUAUGCCGUCCUGCUCAUUAUUUUCAUGGACGACAUGUCGGGCAAUGUGUCGAAGCAGUGGAAUAAGCAUCACACCAUUUAUAUGUCCAAUGCCAAAUUGCCACACGAGAUGCUCGAGAAAGAGUUUUUUGUACGAUUUGUCACAUCAUCACCUCAUGCUGCACCAAUGGAGCUCAUUGUCGCAGCCAAAUCUGGCAUUGUUGCAUGGGACUGCAAGGACAAUCAAGAAGUCAUGCUUAUUCCAUAUGCAUUGUUCAUUGCUGGUGACAAUCCCAUGCAGGCCAAAGAGUGCAGCCAUGCGGGGCUGAAUUGUAAUUAUUAUUGCAGGACAUGCGAGGUUGGUGGCAUGAAGGAAUAUAAAGAAUCCGAGGCUGGAUAUAACAGCAUCUUCAAUGUGUCUCAGAAGGUGAAGAAUUCUAUGUCAUCGACUGGUAUUCAUGAUAUGGCUUUAGCCUUCAUUCUCAACACACUGCUGGAGCUUGGCAAAAAACUCAGGAAAUGCAUAGCAGGUUCUCCGGCACUACCUGAAAAUGAAGUCAGGAUCGUGCUCAAGAAAGAGUUUGAGCAGCUCUUGCAAGGCAGAAGGCUCGAUGAUGCUAUCAAUCCCUUACUGGGAAUGCAUGCAUUCAAUGUUCACAUGGAUAUGCCAACUGAAAUUCUCCAUACAGUACUGCUCGGCAUUGUUAAAUACUUCUGGGGGCAGACAGUGUUUCUCCUCGAGAAAUCUAAGCUCCUGCAUCUCUUCCAGAACCGCCUCAAGACCGUCAACAAGGAUGCGCUAAAUGCUCCUUGCCUCAACGCCGACUACAUCUGCCACUACAAAGGCAGCUUGAUUGGCAAGCAUUUCAAGAGUCUGGCGCAAGUAAUGCCAUUCCUCAUUUAUGACCUUGUCCCACCAAUGGUCCUCGAUGGUUGGACAGUUAUGGGUGAACUCAUUGUCCUCAUCUGGCACAUGAAGAUAGAAAACAGUGAAACUUAUCUCCCUGACAAAUCAUGUUCACCUAUGUACAAUUUACAUGGGUAUUAUGAUCUAUGA